This is a messenger RNA of Pseudoliparis swirei, 1592 nucleotides long. RefSeq names its product cell adhesion molecule 1a (gene cadm1a). The coding region runs from base 19 to 1338 and encodes 439 amino acids. Gene Ontology annotation, biological process: susceptibility to natural killer cell mediated cytotoxicity; cell recognition; detection of stimulus. The record is from RefSeq and is a predicted model, not a curated record. NCBI's taxonomy places the organism in Eukaryota, Metazoa, Chordata, Actinopteri, Perciformes, Liparidae. The transcript is spliced from 12 exons. Gene Ontology annotation, cellular component: synapse; neuron projection; plasma membrane. Gene Ontology annotation, molecular function: signaling receptor binding.
CUGAAGCAGGUGUCCAACAUGGCGAUCACUGGCAGCGGUUCUCUCGCGACUAUUCUCUUUUUAUUCAUGUUUCAAGCGUCUCUUCUCAAAGGAGCGGCACAAGAACCAGUGGUGAGUCAGAACCUGGUGACGGACAAUGUGUCAGUGGUGGAGGGCGAGAUGGCCAUCAUCAGCUGUCGGGUGAAGGACAACGACGACUCCGUCAUCCAGCUGCUCAACCCCAACAGACAGACGAUUUACUUCAGAGACGUGAGACCACUGAAAGACGCUCGCUUUCAGCUGGUGAACUUCUCGGACAAUGAGUUGCGGGUGUCGCUGUCUAACGUCUCGCUGUCGGACGAGGGUCGAUAUGUCUGCCAGCUCUACACGGACCCCCCGCAGGAAGCCUACGCCGACAUCACCGUGCUGGUUCCUCCAGGUAACCCCAUCAUCGAGGCAAGGGAUGAGGUCCUGAGCGAGGGCAACGAGACGGAGAUGACCUGCACCGCCAUGAGCAGUAAGCCUGCUGCCACCAUCCGAUGGAUGAAGGGAGAUAAAGAGCUUCCAGGCAAGCCCAAGGUCGAGCUGACCUACGACAAGAUGUACACAGUCACCAGCCGGCUGACGUUCACUGUGAGUAAGGAGGACGAUGGUGUACCAGUGUCUUGCAUCAUAGACCACCCUGCAGUCAAGGACUUCCAAGCACAGAAAUACCUGGAGGUUCAGUACAAACCAGAGGUAAAGAUCCUGGUAGAAUUUCCUCCGGGUCUCACCAGGGAAGGAGAGAAUCUGGAACUGACGUGUCAGGCCAAAGGCAAACCCCAGCCACAGCGGGUGAACUGGUUGAAGGUGGAUGACGACGUGCCAUCCCAUGCCGUCAUCUCCGGUGGUGACCUUUACAUCGAAAACCUGAACAAGUCCUACAACGGAACCUACCGCUGUGUGGCUUCCAACGCGGUGGGGGAGUCCUUCGACGACUACAUCCUCUACGUCUAUGAUGCUCCCUCCACUACCCCUAUACCCACAACCACUACCACCACCAUCACCACCACCAUCUCCUUCCUUGAGGCCAAUCCAGACACUGGGCCCAGCACUGAACCUGCAGCUCAUGAUUCUCGAGCUGGAGAAGGAACACCCAGGACGGUGGACCAUGCAGUGAUUGGAGGAGUGGUGGCCGUGGUCGUCUUCGCCAUGCUCUGUCUUCUCAUCGUCUUGGGGCGCUACUUCGCAAGACACAAAGGUACCUACUUCACGCACGAAGCCAAAGGCGCCGAUGACGCGGCGGACGCGGACACCGCCAUCAUCAACGCAGAGGGUGGCCACACCAACUCGGACGAAAAGAAAGAGUACUACAUCUAAUCAAAGCAGGAGCCCUUCACUCUAGUGUCCUCUUUGGGACAACGAGCUGUUUUGGGGUCCAUGGGGGGGGGGUUUGACGGAGGGAUUUGAGUUGGUUCAGGAUCACGUUCGGUGAGAGUCAAGGGUUUUAGGGAGUAGAGAGGGAGGUGCGGUCUUAAAAGAAAGGCCUGGUUUCAAGCCGUUGUUUAGUCUAGUCUGCAGAUGUAGAUGGAAUGUUUUGUGUGUAAAAAAAAAUUCUAAAUCAAAAAAGGACA